Molecule: messenger RNA, 1563 nt
Organism: Hordeum vulgare subsp. vulgare (domesticated barley)
Lineage: Eukaryota; Viridiplantae; Streptophyta; Magnoliopsida; Poales; Poaceae
Product: receptor-like protein 52
Exons: 1
Coding region: 1-1563 (520 amino acids)
Molecular function (GO): protein binding
Source: RefSeq, a predicted model, not a curated record
AUGUCAAGCUCCCGUCCCUUCCACCUUCUACGCAUCGGCGUCCUCCUACUCCUACUGCCUUGCAAAUCAAGCUCGCAGCCCACCUCCGGCGACCAAGAUACCCUCCUUGCUAUCAAGCAAGACUGGGGAAACCCGACGCAUCUCCAUUCGUGGGACCCCGUCGCCAACGCCGACCAUUGCAACUGGACCGGUGUGGUUUGCAGUGACGGCGAACGCGCCGUCACGGGGAUAUCCUUGCCGGGGUUGAAGCUUAGCGGCAAGGUGCCAGAGUCUCUGUGCCACCUGCCGAGCCUCACCCACCUCGACCUCUCCUACAACAACCUAACCGGCGAGUUCCCCGGCGCCCAGCUCUAUGACUGCUCCCAGCUCCGCUUCCUCGACCUCUCCAACAACGCCUUCCACGGGGUCCUUCCGGUUGACAUCAGCCGCCUGUCGCCGGCCAUGGAGCGACUCAACCUGUCGGUAAAUUACUUUGAUGGCACCAUGCCGGCCGCGGUGGCCGGGCUUCCGGCGCUGAGGUCGCUGGUUCUUGACAACAACCAGUUCACCGGGGCGUACCCUGCGGCCGAGAUAAGCAAGCUCGCCGGGCUCGAGGAGCUCACGCUUGCCUCCAACCCGUUCGCACCGGCGCCUGCGCCGCCAGAGUUUGCCAAGCUGACCAACCUGAGCUACCUAUGGAUGUCUGACAUGAACAUGACCGGCGAGAUCCCCAAGGCCUAUUCGAGCCUAGCUAAUCUUUUGAUAAUUGCCAUAUGCGACAACAAGCUGACCGGCGAGAUCCCUGCGUGGGUCUGGCGGCACCCAAAGCUCGAGUCCUUGUACCUGUACACCAAUGGACUCACCGGCGAACUGCCGCGCAAAAUCACGGCGGUCAAUAUCAGAGAGCUUGAUGUGUCCGGAAACAAGCUCACAGGAGAAAUACCGGAAGACAUUGGUAACCUCAAGAAACUGACCAUACUGUUCAUGUACAGCAACCAGCUCACGGGCAGCAUUCCAUCAAGCAUUGCGAUGCUCCCCAAUCUCAGGGACAUCAGGCUAUUCGAAAACAAGCUCUCCGGUGAGCUCCCGCCAGAGCUUGGGAAGCACUCCCCGCUUGGAAACCUAGAGGUUUGCAACAACAACCUCUCCGGGCCGCUCCCGGAAUGGCUUUGCGCCAACGGAAAGCUCUACGACCUCGACGUAUUCAACAAUCGCUUCUCUGGCGAGCUCCCAAAGAAUCUGGAUGACUGCGUCCUGCUAAACAACCUCAUGCUUCACAAUAACUGCUUCUCCGGGGAGUUCCCGGCGAAGAUAUGGUCAUUAUUUCCGAAGUUGACCACCGUGCUGAUACGGGAAAAUAAUUUCACCGGGGUUUUGCCGGCCAAGAUAGGUGAGAACAUAUCGCGGAUUGAUAUCGGGAACAACAUGUUCUCUGGGUCCUUGCCAACAUCUGCAACCGGGCUGUACGAGUUCUAUGCAGAGAACAACCUGCUCUCCGGCGAGCUACCAUCCGACGUGAGCAAGUUUCCCAACCUUAGACGUUUGCUGUUGCGUGGCAACCAACUAACAGGUUUCAUACCAUGA